AUGGAGCGGGUGGACAGGGUAAACAGGGUGGACAUCUCUGUCUUGCCAAACAACAACCACCCCGAGAAGUUCCUGCAGCUGGAUGUCAGGACUCUGCCGGGGAUGUUUCAGGUGGGAGCACUGGUCUCCAGUCAGAGACACUGGCAGAACCGAGUCUACUCACAGGUACGGACUCCUGAUGUGUGCUCACCUCACUGACUGAGACAGACUUAUCCACUCUGCACGUGAAACUUUCUUCUUUUUUCAGAUCUGCAUUUACCCCUGCAUGAACUUUCUGUAUUCAAACACACUCAUUUGCAUUCCUAGAUUCGUGCUGUUUGACUCUUAAACUCUGCUCUUCCUGACACCUCCUCCCUCUGCACAGUUGAUGAAUGACUUCUUGAUUACCUCUCUGCUGCUGAUAUCUAUGUCAGAGAUGAUUUUAGGAGCAGAUCUUUAGGGGGGCUUUGCUCAUAAAGGAACCGUGACACAGAGAGUUCUUUUCAAGUGUUCAAUCAGAUUACUAAACCAUUCAUUUUACUUACUAACACGAACUUUUCUAGCAUAUACCAUUUUUAACAACAAUUACAAAAAUAUAAUUAUAGCAAUUUUUAGUUUUAUGCCAUGAAACAGUUUGGAAGGAAAUGAAGAGAAUAUUAUGUUAUUAUCAUAUAAUAUAUUAUACACUCUCAGUUCUGCCACUAUGACAUUGUUCAUCAUGCAACAAACCCCUUAAAUCCUACAACAAACCAGAUUUUAGGUCUUACAUCUCGUCAACUCCUGAAAAUUAAAUUCUCAGCCUACAGCUCUGGUUUUGCACUGUUUACUCCUGAUGAAAGCCCCUAAACAGCAUAUGUGGUGUUGUUUUUUGCUGUCUGGUUCAGGCAGAGACUGCAGUAUCUGCUAAAAAACAAAUUAAGGACAUCUUUACUGAUCCAUGCAGCUGCUUCCCAACAUUAUAAUCCUCUUUAACUUCCGUUUAAAUGGUUGUUGACUCAUGCAUAUUCAUUUAUUUUCUCUCGUUCUGCUACCUUUGUGUUGAUGGUUGUGUCCUUGACAGCGUAUAUUUUCUGUAAUGCUUUGAGUUGCAUACUUUGCUUGUCAUGGCUCUAGAAACAUAGCAAUAAUUGUAAAUGUUUGUUUUUAACUUUAAAGACCUUUUUUUGUCCUUCACUCUGUCUCCUUGGGAAGACGGAUUGUUCUUAAGUUUUCAUCAGUUUUUAUCUGCAAAUUGAGGCAGAGAUGAUCGACAGAAACAUUCAGGCAUGGACAGAGCAUGUCAUCAUGGGCAAGGGAAAAAGGCGCCCUAGAUGAGGGGAUAACAAUUUAAUAGUAGUAGUGGUCAAGUAAAUGUGUCAUCGUCUCCUCUCUGAAAGAUGCUGAUUGUUCGUAUCUCUUCCUGACUCUGUCCUCAGAGGGAGCGCAGCAGGUUAAAGACUGACAGCAGGUCUCCUCCCUCCCCAGAGGACACUCGAGUGGAGUUUGUGGACAGAUACCUGGAGAAACACAUCACGCCUGUCACUCUGAAGUCCAACAUUAAGACGAACCCACUGUACACAGACAUCAGAGUGACGGACACGGGAGACAACAAGAAGACAAAACCGUCCUGGACUGUCAGAGAGUUCGACACUCAAGCUGUCAACGGAAACCUGGCUGAUUAUCUGAAGGUGAGCGAGGAUGAGGAGGACAGAAAGGUCAAAGAUAGAAAGACAGACUGAGGGAUGAAUACUAUUUCAGGCCUUACAGCGUCACAAAGAGCAACUGAACUGGAAUCUCUGUCUGGUUUGGCAUGUCCCCUGAUACCAUAAUACAUAUUGAAAGAUGACCACUCUUUUUUUUUAGCCCUCACAUUCCCGGUCUCUCAAAAACCAUCCUGCCAAGUUUCUAAAAGCCCAAAAGAAAGUUGAAUAAAUAGGUAAACAAAUAAUAGGUAAGAAAGUAAAGCAGGUCUGGGUACUAAGAAUUACAUUAUUUUAAUUUCUGAGUGUCAUUGAUUUGAUGAGGCACAUGACCUUUAGUUCCCAACAGUGCAACAAGUCCUUCAAAAUAAAAUGGCAGUGAGAAAUUUGCUGUCCGUUUACAGUUUUACAUAUCUGUCAGGACUGUGUUGGCUUAAAUAGAGUCAUUAUUGAAGGGUGCCAAUCCCCUGAAGACCAGCAGCUCAAUAAAUUCCUGAUGGGUCUGGGUGAAGGUGCGGGUUUUACAUCUUUUCCUGCUUGAUGUUUUGAUCACCCUGCUGCUGCAUAAUGUGCUUUCACCCCCCCUCCACUAUUUUGCAGUGCCUUGCAGGAAUGAGUAACUGAAGACAAAGCCUCAAAUAUUUUGGGUAUAAAGAAAAGAUUUAAGAGUGAAACUGCAAAUGUGAAGAUAUUUAGUAUUUAAAACAGACAAAUAUACUGAAAUAAACGGAGCAUGGAGCUCAAUAACUGCUGAAAGUUUUGGGUCAAGGUGAAAUUUAAUGCAGUGCUGCCACCCCGUGUUCAACUUUAACUUCAUUUACAAACCAGUAACAAGCCAAAUCUGUUAGCUCUGAAUUAGGUCAAGAUCAAGCUUUACAUUUAAUCCUGUUUCUCCACAGUUUAAUUUUACAUGAGAUGACUUAUAUAUGAAGGGAGCAGAUGUGAAGUACUGCUGCAUGCUUUAAUUUGACAGUAUUUCUAUUUCCUCUGCAGGAGGAGGAGAAGACGGCCAAAGAUCUGGACUUCUGGCUGGAGGAUCUUUACACUCCCGGUUUUGACUCUUUGUUGAAGAAAACAGAAGCUGAACAGAAGAGAAAAAGACUCUGUAAAAUCAUCUCUGCUGUCAGUGUGUCGGUCUGUGUGGUUCUUAUUGUAAUCAUUGUGCCAGUUCUGGUUUUACAGAGUAAAAACUGA
Messenger RNA from Xyrichtys novacula (pearly razorfish), 2852 nucleotides. NCBI's taxonomy places the organism in Eukaryota, Metazoa, Chordata, Actinopteri, Labriformes, Labridae. The record is from the annotation of a GenBank genome assembly.